Spinacia oleracea (spinach) is the source of this 630-nucleotide messenger RNA. RefSeq lists its product as uncharacterized. The record is from RefSeq and is a predicted model, not a curated record. Lineage: Eukaryota; Viridiplantae; Streptophyta; Magnoliopsida; Caryophyllales; Amaranthaceae. Bases 1 to 630 code for a protein of 209 amino acids. The transcript has a single exon.
AUGGCUAAGGAUGACGAAACACCAAAAUCCUCUCCCGUUUUUCACCCUGCUCUCGGCGUCACCAACAUCACGAACCUUGUUAAACUGACGCUCGACGUCAAUCAGGUUCAGUAUACUCCCUGGGUUACUCUCUUCCGCAACACCGCAAAGGCAUAUCACGUGUUUGACCAUAUUGAUCCUACGGUCCCUCGACCAAUGGACAUCGAUGACAGCUUGUGGGAACGCCUUGAUGCAAUUGCACUUCAAUGGAUAUACGGUACAAUUACUACUGACCUUCUCUUCAAAGUUCUGGAUGACAACGCAACGGCUAUGGUGGUUUGGGAUCGCUUGCGUAAACUUUUUCAGAACAACAAGGGCACCCGCGUCGUGCACCUGGAAAACCAAUUUGGUAACACUCGUUUACAGGAUUUCUCGACCCUCGACGAGUAUUGUCAGGCCUUGAGGACCAUUUCGGUCCAACUUGCUUCCCUAGGCCAUCCUGUAUCAGAAGAACGUCUAGUCCUUCAACUCGUUGCCCGCCUCACUGAUGAAUAUAAGACCAUUGCCACCAUUAUUCAACAAUCUGUUCCUCUCCCGUCGUUUGAAGAAGCCUGCGACAGUCUAGACUUGGAUCGCCGGAGUCGCGACUAG